Molecule: messenger RNA, 1563 nt
Organism: Leptinotarsa decemlineata (Colorado potato beetle)
Lineage: Eukaryota; Metazoa; Arthropoda; Insecta; Coleoptera; Chrysomelidae
Product: regucalcin
Biological process (GO): L-ascorbic acid biosynthetic process
Molecular function (GO): calcium ion binding; gluconolactonase activity
Source: RefSeq, a predicted model, not a curated record
UUAAAAACGGAAAGUUCGAGGUUUAUCAUUAAAACUUUUCAUUAUUUCAACAUUAGUCUGUUUUAAUAAUAAAAUAGGAUAUUAUUACCUAUUAAACCAUAACGAAUUCCUAUUCGCCUACAAUUUAGCAACCGUACCGUUUCCUCCACUUGACAAAUAUAAGUUAUCUGUUUGAAUAACUUUUGUGUAAUUGUACAGCGGUACUUCGCGGCACCAGUCCUCACAUUUCUAUUUUCAUUACAGUUUUCGACGAAAUAAAUGCAAAAUAAUCCCAAUUGACUGCUUCGGUGAACAUUGCAAAAAAGCGGAUAUCCAAUUUAUAAUAAGAUUAUUUCUGGUUUCGACAUCGGAAUAACAAAAUGUUUUUUGGUUCUUUGUGCGUCAUGUUGGUGUUAACAGCUGUGGAAGGCUCAGACUUCGAUAAGCCCGCAGUCUACCAACUGACCGAACCUAUGGACCAUGCAGAGGGUCCCACAUGGGACGCCAGGAAAAAUAUUCUGUAUUUCGUAAAUAUUCAUGCUGGAGAAGUACUAGCCUACCACUAUGAUACCAAGAUACUGAGGAAAAUGCAUUUGAAUGGGGAAGUAACACCAGUGAUACCUUCAAGGAAAAAUCCGAAUUUGCUCCUGGUUGGUCUCAACAGAUCCGUUGUGGCAGUGGAGUGGGAUGGCAAGAAAAAGCUUGGCGACCAAGUGAUUUUGUCGACAAUUAGCCAACAGUUUCCGAAGAGUAGAUUCAAUGAUGGAAAAGCCGACAAACAGGGGAGAGUUUGGUGGGGAACAAUUGGUCCAGAGGCUGAUGGAGUCGUUACCCCGAACCAAGGAGUCUUUUAUAAGUUUACCAGAGAUAAUCUCGACAAUCCGACAGUCAUUAGGAGCCCUGUUACAAACAGUAAUGGACUAGCGUGGAAUAAAGCAAAUGACAAAUUAUAUUACAUUGAUACUCCAACAUCAAAAGUUGUAGAGUUCGAUUACGAUGAUAAGACAGGAACUGUUUCAGACAAAAACCGUACAGCAUUUGAUUUAACCAAUUAUCCCAACAUAGCAGUGGUCCUGUACGUUUUUAGAAUUGAACAAAAAUCGCUAAUAGAAGAAGAUCGUCUCUACCGCUUAAAUCAAAAUUUGACAGCUGCCAGUAAAGAUUUGCAAGAUUGCUUGACCAAAGUGAUUGCUCUUCCUGCCCGAGAUGUUACAUCAGCAAUGUGGGGUGGACCUAAUUUCGACAUUUUGUUCGUGACUACUUCAUCACAUUCAUUAACGACUCUAGAAAAACGUCAGUUUCCAGCCGCAGGGAGUCUCUUUGCCAUAGAAAACUUGAAAGCCAAAGGUUUACCUGUAUUUACUGCCAACAUCAUCGAUGAAAUUCCCAAGAAACUGAAUCUGUUGGAUAAUUUCUUCCCCUCAGACACGUUCACGCCCAAGAAAAAUGUUUAUGAAAGAGAUACGGAAUUAUCGUUCUGGGAAUCUGUGAUGGGGGCCUUGCGAAGCAUUUUCUAGUGAUUUUGUUAUUCUUUCCUUUUUUUUUGUUAUUCUUUCCUUUUUUUGGAAUAAAAAUUUAAGUUGA